This is a messenger RNA of Aureobasidium musti, 304 nucleotides long. Lineage: Eukaryota; Fungi; Ascomycota; Dothideomycetes; Dothideales; Saccotheciaceae. The record is from the annotation of a GenBank genome assembly.
GCUGGAAGAGGCACAACGAUCAUCGUUGCGCGACAGGAAGCUUCUGGUUAGGACAGUGUACAACAUGGUCAAUUCCCUCCCUUUCGUCCUCUCAGCGUUCAAGAUGAUCGCACGGCCUGCCGCGCUAGUGGCCGAGUUUGAAGGCGGCCACUCGGACGCGUCAAAGCACAUUUUGUGCGUCAAUCUCCCUCCUAGGGCGCUCGUCUGUGCUGCCCAGUGGUCCUGGUACAUUGGCGCGGCUGGAACAGGCGAAGGCCAACUCUGUCUAGCCGCCCCACCNAAGAGAACGAGAAAGAGUGAUGGG